Molecule: messenger RNA, 1023 nt
Organism: Trichomonas vaginalis G3
Lineage: Eukaryota; Parabasalia; Trichomonadida; Trichomonadidae
Product: histone-lysine N-methyltransferase family
Exons: 1
Coding region: 1-1023 (340 amino acids)
Molecular function (GO): protein binding
Source: RefSeq, a predicted model, not a curated record
AUGAAAUAUUCAAAAUUAACACCAAAACAGUUCAAUUCUCUUCUUAAACAGUCAUCAUCAACUAUUAAUGCCAGCAAAUUAUAUGUCUGUACACGAAAUGCGAAUGUUACUGUCCAAAGCAUCAAUGAUGUUGUAUCAGUUCUGAAAUCAGUUAAAACAUACAUGAAAUUCAAAAUAUUUGAUGGUGUCAUUGAUUUUUUAUUACAAAAUGAUAAGGAAAGAUGCGAAAGUGCAGAAGAAAAUAAAAAGCUUCGAGAACAAAUUCAAAAGCUUCAAGAACAAAUUCAAGAUUUGAAAUUUCAAAAGAAUCGAAAAUUUUUAACUAAAAUCACAGAACUUAAGAUAUCUAAUGAUUUUGAUAGUGUUUACAAACUCUUCGGAAAAAUUUCUGCAGAAGACAAUCAAGAAAUGAUGUCAAAAGCUUGUGAAGAAGGACUUUGGAAAAAGACAACAGAGAAUAGAAAGAAUGUACUUCAUGUUGCAUGUGAAAAGGGAAAUCUUCAGCUUGUCAAAUUACUUAUCGAAUGUGGCUGUAACAAAGAAACAAUAGAUGAAUAUGGAAAUACUCCUCUCAUUUAUGCAUCAUGGAAUAAUCAACUUGAAGUUGUUAAAUAUCUUAUCUCUGCAGGAGCUAAUAAAGAAGCAAAGAAUAACGAUGGGAAAACUCCUUUAAUUUAUGCAUCAUUAUACGAUUAUCUCAAUAUUGUUAAAUAUCUUGUCUCUGAUGGUGCUAAUAAAGAUGUAAAGAAUAAUGAUGGAAAAACUCCCAUAAUUUAUGCAUCAUUAUACGGCUAUCUUGAUGUUGUUAAAUAUCUUAUCUCUGAUGGAGCAAAUAAAGAAACAAAGAAUAAUGAAGGAAAUACACCACUCAUUUAUGCAUCAUGGAAUAAUCAUCUUGAAGUUGUAAAAUAUCUUAUCUCUGUUGGAGUUAAUAAAGCUGCAAAAGAUAAUGAAGGAAAAACUGCACUAUCGCAUGCAAAAGGUAAAGUAAGAGAUUAUCUAAAAUCUAUUGGAGCCAAGUAA